Punica granatum (pomegranate) is the source of this 2462-nucleotide messenger RNA. The record is from RefSeq and is a predicted model, not a curated record. NCBI's taxonomy places the organism in Eukaryota, Viridiplantae, Streptophyta, Magnoliopsida, Myrtales, Lythraceae.
GAAUCGCAUGUAGAUUUUCUCCAUUUACACGACUCAAAAGAAUCGUACUGAUAAUAACUCAAAAUUUGAAGGCUCCUCCUGAAAGCAUGUGUGUGUAAUGUAUAUAUAUACAUAUGAAUAUGGAGGUGAUCUGUGAGUCAGUCAUUUUCCAUCUAAGAAAUACUACACAAAGUAUCGCGGCUGGACUGGCCUUCCUUCCAAAUCCAAAGAGAGAACACAUUUUUUCAAGCAAAGCCAGGGAUUUAGCAAGCAUGACCUACCACGACCUGAUUCCCGAGAACGUGAUAACCAUCUGGUACUCAAGUAGCAUUCCAUUCCUUGUCAUCUUGAGCCUCUCACUUCAGGUCUUUCUUGUCCUUUUGGCUCCUUUUCGUAGGAAAACUGGCAAUCAGGCAUUCCAUUCUCUUAUAUGGUCUGCUUAUCUACUCGCCACCUGGGUUCCCACAUUCACCACUGGACUCAUCCUGAAGAGUGUGAGAGCCAGCAAGGGCAUUUCCGGCACUUCAGUGAGUGCUCGUCGGCUGGAUGAUGAUAUCCUGGCAUUAUGGGCACCCACUCUGCUGAGGUGCCUCGGUGGCUCCUUCACCAUCAAAGCGUUUUCCCUUCAAGAUAAUGAGCUCUGGACCAGGCACGUUGCUGUUUUCAUAAUCCAGCUCGCAACGGUUUUUUACGCCUUCCUUUUCACCCUCCCCAACAACAAGCUUCUAGUCCCCACCAUUUUCUCACUUUUUGGAGGCUCCAUUUCUUAUGGUUAUCGGGUGUUCUCCAUGUAUUCUGCAUCCUUGGAUAAGUACCGGGAAGGGAUUGUGACUUCUCGGCAAGUGGAGGGCAAUACUGAAAAACUUCUCGAUGUGCUGUCCGAGCAAAGAAAAGAACCGCUUGGAUAUUUUUUUAAGCUCGAUGUUGCGUACCACUAUUUUCAAAUCUUCAAGGGACUCAUUGUUAACCUAGAGUACAAGCCCCUGGAAAAGAAGCAGAAGCAGAUCGUGGAGGUUUUCCGCGAUAAUAUCUCGUCAGAGGAUGCAUUUCAGGGAGUUCAUUGGGUUCGGAAGUCUUCGCAGCCACUGAUUAGACAGUCACACCACAAGGAAAGCAAGUUCUUCAAACCAUGUAAUAUGUUGUAUCACAUCGUAAGAUUCAUCUGUGAAAGGAAGCCGAAGGAGGUUCAGAUCGAGGAAGGUGUUCACCUCCACGUGAAUGAUACAUGUAUAUUUUUUCAGGAAUGGUCGGAGGCCAUCUUUUGUCACAACCUCGUUAGCUAUUGUCUAGGAGAUUCUCCUCCUCGAACAAUCCCCAAGCCACAUGGAGGAUGUCAAGCCUGCAUAGCGAAGAUCCUCUGUUUUCUAUGCAAUGCAUGUGGAGCCUGCAUAGCGAGGAUCCGCUGUUUAGCACAGGUUGCGGCUGGAAUUCCCUUAAGCCGUUGUCUCGAUAAGCUUGUCAUCAGGGGCAGUGCUCUUCAUAAAGCCAUAUAUGUAUCGAGGUGUCCUUUAACCAAGGAACUGUGGGAUUUCAUAUAUGACAAUCUGUGGGAAAUGACCACCAAAAUGGAGAAUGGAGAGGAGGAGUUUGUACCUGAUUUCCUCAAAGAUGUCGAAUAUGAUGACAUUGAUGAGUAUCUUCUCCUGUGGCAUAUUGCUACUGAGCUUUGCUACAAUACAGAGAAGCAUGGGUCCCGUGAGGGGAACGCAACCAAGGAACGAAUAUUCAGCAAGAUCCUGUCAGAUUACAUGCUAUACCUGAUGGUCUAUCAGCCUGGUAUGAUGUCCGAGAUAUCUGGUAUGUUCGUCGCAAACUACAAGGAGGCUUGCGAGCAGAUAGCAAAGUUUCUUGGAGGAGACAGACAAUUGAAGAAAGCUUGCGAGAAAAUUCUCGACUCCAAAGGGGAAAUUGGAAGGAAAUACGGAAGAGAAUCCCUACUGUAUCGUGCAUGCGAUUUGGCCGAGAAUCUUAAGAAGCUUGAGGAGGCAAAGAGGUGGAGGAUCACGUGCGGAGCGUGGGUGGAGAUGCUGACGUACGCGGCUAGGCAUUGCAGAGGAGAUAUGCAUAUCCAAUCGCUGAGUAUGGGCGGGGAGCUCCUAACCUUGGUCUGGCUCUUGAUGGCUCAUUUCGGGUUAAUACGUCAUAAAAAAUGGAGAUCACAUAUUUCCCAUAAAAGGAUUAUUGUGGAAUGGGAGUAUCGACAGGAGGAGCAGGGUGAGCUUCAAAUUUGUGAGGUCUGAUUAGAAACUGUCGGUCUUGUCUUGUUCGUGUCAUGUCUUUUACGUACGUACGUCUUCGUUUCUCUACUUCUCCAUCUCAUGAUCUGUGCGUGUGAUUGGCUGUUGUGUUUGUUCAGUAAGUGCAACCGGUCGUGUUGGCUUUUGCCUUUAGGAUUUGGUUAUAUCCAUACCCUCUUCUUCUCCUUCUUCUUCUUUUUUUUUUCCUUUAAUUUUUUUUUUAAAUUUCAUUCAUUACUGAAAAAU